CUGUAGUUUUAAUUACUCAUAGUAGUGAUCAUUAAGAGAGAGGUACAUAAAGAGAUUAUAUUGAUUUCGUAGUUUACAAUGAAUACAAUAAUUUUUACGACUAGUUAUCUUGGAUGAUGUCUAUUAUUAAAAAAAGAGCUCGUUUAACGUACAUUGACAAUAAGUUAAAAUUCUAACAAUCAACAUAAACUUUUUAAGGAUUAUUUUAUAGAAAUUACGUUUUAAUAUCUAUGUAAUAAUUUUUAUUCUGAAUCAUAAUAUUUUUUAAAGAUUGUAUACUAAACUAAAAAAUAAAUUUUGUAAUUGAUUUCGUGAAUUGUAAUAAUGGAAGCUGACAAGUCUUGUUUUCAACCUUUAGACUUGUUAGGGAAGGUCAUUAUUAAAGUUCAAUUAGGUGAUGAUAUAAGGAAAGUGUUGAUUCAUAAUGAAUCAAUUACAUAUGAUGAAUUGCUCUUAAUGAUGCAAAGAAUAUUUAAUGGUAAAUUGACAGCAAAUGAUGAUCUCACUAUCAAAUACAAAGAUGAAGAUGGUGAUUUGGUUACAGUGUUUGAUAGUCAAGACUUAUCAUUUGCUUUACAGACUAGUAGAGUAUUAAAACUACAAGUAUUUAUGAAUGAUUUGAACCAAUCAAAAGAUCAUUCAAAAUCUAUACUGAAUGCUGAAGAAUUAAAAAAACAGUUGCGUGAUAUUAGAAAUGCUGUUACACAAAUGUUAGAUAUUAUUGAUGUUCCUCGAGAAGAAAAUAGUAGUAAUAUUUGCCCUAACUCAAUACAACCUGAUGAAGUUAAUGUUAUACCUACACAGCAGCCUGCUGAUAAUGGAAUUACUAAAGAAUUUGAUCCCUUGGAUAACUCAAAAGAAGAACAACCAAAAAUAGUUCAACCUAUACAAAUAAAAUCUGAAACAUCUCAGGAAAAUAUACAAAAUUCUCAGCACUUGCGACAAACACCACCUAAUCAAUCAACUCAAAUUCCUCACAAUACUUUUAAUGGCCAAUCACAAAGCACAAUUAACCAACAUAACUCAUAUCCUGGUAGCCAAUUACCCCAACCCCAAGGUCCUCAAGGUAAAUGGGUACCAUAUCCACCAUCAUCAAUUCGUCCGUCUUAUCCACCAGCUCAAUACUCUUAUGUUUAUUCUACACAAUUGCCAGCUCCAGGAUAUAAUCAAAUGACAGCACAAAUGAAACCUCCAACUGGUAAUCCACCACCUGUACAUUCAAUGUAUUAUCCAGCAAAUACUACUCCUAAUUCACAAUACACUACUAGUCAAUAUCCUGGACAGUAAAAUUCAGUUGCGUUAUAAUUUAUGUUUUAUUAAUGUUAUUUUCAAUAUCCUGAAAUAAAAAUAGUAUAUGACUAAAUUUUUUUUUAUAUAUUAUAUUAUUUAAAAAAUGUGUUUAAAUUUUAAAUUUUUAUUUAUAUAUAUAAUUUUUUAUACAUUAGUUUUAAAAGGCACAAUUUAAAAUAUAAUAUAAAAAGUAGUAUUUGGAGUGUAUUGAUAUAUUUUUUUAAUUUUUGUUAAAAAUAAUUUAGAUUAUAAAAAACAUUUCUCAUUUCAUUAUAAAUUUAAUAAUAUUAAUAUUGUGUCAUGAAUAACUAUUUUAAUUUUUAAAUUAUUUUAUUUUUUUUGUUCUUUAUAGUAAAAUUAAUGUUUUUUGAAUUGGAGUUAGUAA
This is a messenger RNA of Daktulosphaira vitifoliae (grape phylloxera), 1675 nucleotides long. RefSeq names its product protein TFG-like. Lineage: Eukaryota; Metazoa; Arthropoda; Insecta; Hemiptera; Phylloxeridae. Bases 325 to 1287 code for a protein of 320 amino acids. Gene Ontology annotation, molecular function: identical protein binding. Gene Ontology annotation, cellular component: endoplasmic reticulum exit site. Gene Ontology annotation, biological process: endoplasmic reticulum to Golgi vesicle-mediated transport; COPII vesicle coat assembly. The record is from RefSeq and is a predicted model, not a curated record. The transcript has 6 exons.